Messenger RNA from Mya arenaria, 1501 nucleotides. RefSeq names its product sulfotransferase 1B1-like. Lineage: Eukaryota; Metazoa; Mollusca; Bivalvia; Myida; Myidae. The transcript has 9 exons. Gene Ontology annotation, biological process: sulfation. Gene Ontology annotation, cellular component: cytoplasm. Gene Ontology annotation, molecular function: sulfotransferase activity. Bases 92 to 1255 code for a protein of 387 amino acids. The record is from RefSeq and is a predicted model, not a curated record.
CUUGAAAUUACUUCGGUAUUCUCCGUGAGCCAAUUUAAAUUACAAAACCAGUUUAAACGGUCACUUAACAUAUUAGAAGUUCUCUACUAGUAUGUCGGGAGAGCCAAAGCUUAUAACGGUUGCCGACGACGGUGGGGAAACGCUUGAGUUUAUGCAGCUGAAGAAUGGUUUGCGACAACCGCCUUUCAACAUGACGGCCGACGAGAUCCAGGAAAUAUUUGAGCACGUGCCCGAGACCCCGUGCAGGGAUGACGACAUUAUGCUAGCGACAUUUCCGAAGACCGGUACGAACUGGCUGUACGAGAUGUUGUCCAUGAUACAGCGGCGAUCGUCAGCGCGCGUGCAGGACACAAAGAUGUCCACCAUGUUAGAGGCAAACAAGGCUGACGUCAUUGAUACCCGGUCAUCACCACGUGUCCUCAACAGUCACUAUCGGCCAAGGUUUCUUCCUAAGGACCUGUGCCGGAAGCAGAUAAAGACGGUGCUGUGUCUGCGGAACCCAAAGGACGCCGCCGUCUCUCAAUAUGCGCACAUGACGGGCAUGCACAUCUACAAUUACAAAGGGACGUUCACGGACUGGAUCCGACCUUACGUCGAAGGGGAAAUGGAGUACAACUCGUACGCUGAUUACCUGAACGCGUGGCAGGAAGUUAUAGAGGCGGGGCCGGGGUACCCUCUACAUGUCAUGUACUUCGAGGACCUGAAAAUGAAGGUUAUAGAGGCGGGACCGAGGUACUUUAUACACGUCAUGGACUUCGAGAACCUGAAAAAGCGAGCGACAGGAUGUUAUAUAGGCGGGAUCGAGGUCCUCGCUACAAGUAAUUUACUUGAAGAACCUGAAAAUGGGGAGUACGGGCCUUUCUCCGCCUACCUGUAUGAGUUGCAGAAGGUUAUAGAGGCGGGACCGAGGUACUCUAUACACGUCAUGGACUUCGAGAACCUGAAAAUGGACGGGAUUGGUCAGCUGAACAAGCUUCUCAAGUUUCUGGGUGUGGAUCUUGACGAGGCGACCCGGGACGCCAUAUUCGAACAGUGCCACUUCCCUAACAUGUUGAGGGAGAAACCGGAAAUUAUGCCAACCGUUGAGCAUUUCAAAAAUAACAACUUGUUCCGGAAGGGCCACUCUUUUUACAGGAAAGGGGAGGUUGGCGACUGGAAGAACUGGUUCACAGUUGCCAAGAACGAGAUGUUUGAUGCCGUCUGGGCCUCCAAGAUCCGCCCAGAUACCAUGUUUCACUUCCGGUACUUACUGUGAAUUUCCUUCGAUGAGAAGUGUGAAUGCAUCGUCGGAUAAUCAUGAUCCCCAUUUCUCAAAACUUCUCAAGCUUAACAUGUUUAAGAAGCUUAUUUCAAUGAGCCAUAACACAUACUUAUUUUUAUGUGAGUAUCAUAAAGAUAAUUCAUAUUGAAGUAUUAAAACUCUUAAAAAAGUAAAUAGAACGCAAAAUAAUAGAAAAUAAAAACUGAGCUUAGCUUUAUAAGAAACUUUUAUUUUUGAGCA